AUGGCUACCAGCUCCGGCACGCUUCCCAGUGACAAUGUCACUCCGCACAAUCCCGCCGAUCCUGCCUCUACAUUGAUAAACGUCAAUGUAUCGAAUGUCUCCAAACUUGACGGGACAAACUAUAUCACUUGGAGUAUCCAACUUCAAGCCCUCCUCGAAGGAUACAACCGCGAGUCUUAUCUCGACCAAACCACUGCUCCGGCGUCCACGGUCAUCACUAAUGACACCAUCACGCCAAAUCCGAUGUACACCCCAUGGCACCGUCAAGAUCGGCUCGUGUUUUCAGCACUCCUUGGCUCGAUCUCACCCGCUUGCCAAGCACUCGUCGCGACGUCCUCUUCCUCUGCUGCUGCAUGGAAAUCUUUGGCCGACACCUAUGGACGCUCCAGUCAUGGACAUGUAAAACAAAUAAAAGAACAACUACGUCGGCAUAACAAAGGAGCCAAAUCAAUCGAUGAAUACAUGCGAUUCUUCAAGAUCAAGGCGGAUGAACUUGCAUUGCUCGGAAAACCGAUGGAUCAUGAAGAUCUUGUUGAUCUUAUUCUUGUUGGCCUAGGUGAUGAGUACAAGGCGGUCAAAGAUGCGGUUCAUGCUCGAGAUACAUCUAUCUCAUUCAUCGAACUUCAUGAGAUGCUGAUUUGGUUGUCUCUCAACCAUCGGAUAUUCCGAUCUCCGCCCAUGUUGCACACUCCAGUGGCCGUCCCCCUUAGCGUGCUCGCGGUGGCCGACAACACUCAACCUACAAUCAUCGGAUGCCAUCUCCUACGACAAACACUCAGUCGUACACGCGCGGAUCUCCUCGGCCCUACCUUGGAAAAUGCCAAUUGUGUGGCACCCAAGGUCAUAGUGCAAGGACUUGUCACCUUCUCCCAGCACCGAUCUCCCGGACCUCCAAUCAGUUCUCGGCUCCACCAUCGGACGUCUCUCCAUGGCGUCCCACAGCUCAUCACGCGGCUGUACCUCCUCCACAACCUUCAUCACCAUGGUUACUUGAUUCCGGUGCAUCCCAUCAUGUAA
Tarenaya hassleriana is the source of this 1017-nucleotide messenger RNA. RefSeq lists its product as uncharacterized. Lineage: Eukaryota; Viridiplantae; Streptophyta; Magnoliopsida; Brassicales; Cleomaceae. The record is from RefSeq and is a predicted model, not a curated record. The coding region runs from base 1 to 1017 and encodes 338 amino acids. The transcript has a single exon.